GCGCUCCCCUUCGAAUCCCCCUCGCGUCGAGAUUCGGGCCCUCUCCCGCCCUUCCGAUUCUUCUACAAGGUUCGCCCGACAGCAAACGAUUCUAUCCAAGGCUCGAUUUCGGCACGUUUGCAGGAUGAAAAACUCAGAUUCAUCUGGAGUCUCCUACGGAGGGGAGGUACAUGCAGUAACCCAAAACACAAGAGAGGUAGUAGUGAGGUUUGAGUAGUGAGAUUUGAUUAGAGGGAGCCAGUGUAAGAGACUGUUUCAAAAGGAUCUGGAAGGUAUUUUGGUGACAGAUAUCCCAUGCUUCACAGGGUUCUGAAGAAAGAUGUGUUAAUUUGGUGUUCUAUACAAGAGACAAUAGGUGACCUUCUUAUAUGACAUCUCAGCUGGAGCUUGGGAGACCUGAAGAGAAACGGGUAUCACAGAGACAAGUGAAUGGGAUAUUCUGGAUUAUACUUCUUAACCUUGGUGUUUACGUGGCAGAUCACUGGUUUCUGAUUCGAGAGAUCAAAAUGCUGUAUUUAUAUCACUCCUUGCCUGCUUGGUACCAGUUCGUGACUGCAACAUUUUGUCAUGCUAGCUGGAACCAUCUUUCAAGCAACCUAUUCUUCUUGUAUAUUUUUGGAAAACUUGUUGAAGAGGAGGAAGGAAGUCUUGGGUUGUGGAUCUCCUACAUUCUUACGGGUGCCGGAGCGAACCUGGUCUCAUGGUUGGUUCUUCCAAGAAAUGCGGUUUCGGUUGGAGCUUCUGGCGCUGUCUUUGGACUCUUUGCAAUCAGUGUGCUUGUCAAGAUGCGUUGGGACUGGAGGAAGAUCCUCGAAGUUCUUAUACUGGGCCAGUUUGUCAUUCAGAAGGUGAUGGAAGAGGCACAAGCUUCUGCAGGGCUGUCAGGCGCUCUUGGCAGGGGAUAUUCCUUGCAGAAUGUUAAUCACAUUGCACAUCUCUCUGGUGCUCUGAUUGGUGUGGCUCUUGUAUGGCUCAUUAGUAGUAUCCCUUCUCAACCUUCAGACUCGGACACGCCAGGAACAAAGACCUAAAGAAGAACCUGAUAUUCGAGUUUGCAUUCUCCGCCUUUAGAUCACGACUCAUUGAAUUGGGGAAGGAAAAAAGCCUGGAUAGAAGUAUCAGAGUUCACGUUCCCGCCAAAACUGGUAUCUUUCAAAAAACUUGUUCAGACCCAAUUGUAAUUUUCUUUUUAAUCAGUGUAUUAUGAAAUUAUCUCAAAAGGAAAAGGCAAUCUGCAUGUCUGUCCGAAGGUUUGAAGGCAGCUGGCUGCACGACUAUCAUCAAGGAAAUCAUUUGGUAGGA
Magnolia sinica is the source of this 1302-nucleotide messenger RNA. RefSeq names its product rhomboid-like protein 11, chloroplastic. The record is from RefSeq and is a predicted model, not a curated record. Bases 369 to 1031 code for a protein of 220 amino acids. The transcript is spliced from 9 exons. Gene Ontology annotation, molecular function: serine-type endopeptidase activity. Lineage: Eukaryota; Viridiplantae; Streptophyta; Magnoliopsida; Magnoliales; Magnoliaceae. Gene Ontology annotation, cellular component: membrane.